Messenger RNA from Prorocentrum cordatum, 2316 nucleotides. The record is from the annotation of a GenBank genome assembly. NCBI's taxonomy places the organism in Eukaryota, Dinophyceae, Prorocentrales, Prorocentraceae.
AUGGACGGGGGCGCGGCGCCAAGCGAAUUUGCGCGCGGCGCCAAUGACGCGAUCCGGGAGCCCCCUGCAGGCCGCCCGGCUCUGAACCCGCGGCCACCCCGGCCGUGGUCGGUGAAAGCGGGCAGCCAGCGUGAUGCGGCCGGUGGGUUUGCGGACGCGGCAAUCGAGAGGAGGAUGCGGGUCAUGGAGGUGGCGCUCCAGGCGGGCGGCAGGCUCGCGGGCGAGUCGAUCGAGAGGAGGGUCCGUGCCCUGGAGGACACGCUCCGGGCAGGCGGCGGGCUCGCCGGCGCGGCGGUGGAGGAGAGGCUCCGCGCCGUGGAGGAGGCCGUGGCAGUGCUGGCCGACGCGGCGCUCGAGAAGCGAAUCAGCGCCGUGGAGGAUGCGAUUCGACAGGAGCGCAGGGAAAGGAAGGCGGUGAAGUCUUUCGGCCAGGUCGAGGAGUCUGAGGAGCUCGAGGUGCCCGUGCUGGAUCGGCGUGGGUGCCCUGGACCCCCCGGCAGCAGUAAUGACAGAAGGUCAGUGACUCCACUCAUGCUCGAUUGUGGGGACAUGUACACCAUUAGCGAGUCAGUUUGGGACUCGAUGCUCUUCUGCGGGCACAGCUCGAUUGGUCUCACGAACUCGGUGAUGAUGUUCUCAAUCUGGUUUCUUAACCUGAUUUUGCAGUUCAUGUUCAUUGUGAUCAUCGUUUAUCUGAUGACGCAGUCUGUCAGCCUGGACGCAGAUGUACUUGAUGGCCUGCUCAAGUUUAGGCUCGGUUUGGCGCACAGAGCCGAGUAUGCAGACAAGGUGACGCAACGAUCGAUGGCCCAACAGAUCUGCGAUGGAGAUUCUAAGCUGCACCUGGCUGGUGAGCAGACGGGUCUUUACACCGACCUCAUGGAGUACGUUGGUGGAGGCGUCGUAGCUCAGUGCCUCGUUGUAUUCAUUCAGAUCCUGUGGCUCUGCACAAUACUGAAGGAUGUCGAUAUUACAUACAGCAUAUUCAGAGCAGUGUGCCAGUGCAGGAUGGGGAGCCAGACGAAGCUCGUGGUUGGUGACGUGGAUGACCACGAAGACGACAGUCCUCCCACUCUCGUUCGCGCAGGAGCUCGUGACAUUGGUGUCGGUGAAGAUGAUUCUGGCCACCUGUUCGACUUCAUGAAAGUCGUGCGCAUGGUCACCGUGUGGCCUGGCCGCGUGGCAUUCUUUUUCUUCAGCGUGUGCCUCCCGAAAUUGCUGGUGGCCGGCCUUUUGUGGUGGUUCGGGGCCAAGUGGUUAGCCAACACGGUGAACUUCUCCGAGCUGAUCUUGAACGGCGUGGCGCUCGCCUUCGUCCUCGAAUUCGACGAGGUGCUGUACUCGGUCCUCAUGCCUCGGCGAACCAAGACGCUGAUCUGCAACUUGAAGCCCCUGCCAAUGCCACCGCGCAAACCAGGCUCCAGGCUGUCUGGAGUGAGCACCGCUUUCACCAUCGCCCUUGUCAUGACCAUAAUCUCGAGUUUUUACAUGUUCGUGGUCUUGCCGAUCAAUUGGCAAAUCCUCCAGGGCGAGAAAAUCGUGUGCUCGGGCGACCUGAAUUUCGUCUACACCGAGAACCCCGCCACUAAAAUGGUGCACGUCGCGAAGACGAUGGGGGAGAAUGUAUACACCGACACCGAGGAGAUUAUCGCGCAGGUGUCGCAGGUUGAACUCCAGGAAAACGACGGGUGGGAGGGCAGGGUGAGCCAGAGCAUAUUCGACGCCUCUAGAUCGACGUUUGCCCGGGCCGUCGACGAGUCGACGUUCGGCCUGAUCGUCGAUAUGAGCGUGUGGAGCCUUUCGGACGCGGCCAGCACGCUACCAUGCCGCGAUCUGGGCUCUGGCCAGAGCACCGAGGCAUCGGUGCAGACGCUGAGGGUGCUCAGGGGCGACCCCAACAUCAGCAGCUGCGACGACAUCCCACGAGACCUCUGCGCCGCCCAGGAAAGCACGUGGCUUCGCGCCAUAUGCCCGAGGCACUGCCGCUGCGAGGAGCCGCUCCUGAGUAACGUUCGGCUUCUUCGGAACGGCCAGCUUCGGGCGCCCCAGCCAGUGCGAGACAUUCAAGGCGGCGACAAGCGAGAUAGCUUUCAGAUAUGCGCUGAGCACUCUGGAGAGUGCCAGUCGGCGCUUGCAAGCUCCGGAAUCGCUGGGCGCAGCGCUGGAUUUCUCAAUUCUAAAUCGGGGGUUGAGCGCAGCCCAGGACUCAAACGCAACCCAGAACGCAAGCUCAGACCAGCUGACUACCUCCUCUUUGUUCCAAGGGUGCUCGGACUUCGCAAGCGCGGAGUUCUCCUUCGCAGGCGGGUGCGCUGA